CUGGUAUCGAUCAAACACGUGCUCUCCUUCACUCCCAUUUCCGACACAUGCAAAUGCAAUUUUACCUCUCCCCUUUUGCAUGUCUCUCCUCUUCACCUGAAGAGCUAAAUCAAUCCAAAUUCAACCUCCAAUUUCCUCUGAAACCCCCUUUUCCAAGAAAUGCUCAUCUCCAAGGACCUAAAUAACCCAAUAAGGUACUAUUCUGCUUCCUCUUGGCACCAUUAGGGAAUAGCAUUUCCAUCUUUGUUCUUCCCCCCCCUUUUUUGCAUAUUUCAAAAGAAUCUUGAAUAAAAGUUGGGUCUUUUCCGUUUCAAAUUUGGCAGCUAUCUGAAGUUGCUGCUCUGAUUUUCUUGAAACAGUAGGAAUGUAAGAUGCAAUAGCCUAGAUGGUCAAAACGAGGAAUAUACAUCCAUGGGUAAAUGCUUUCCUCAUUAUGUCUUUCACAGGAGGUGAGGAAUGAAAUAUUUUAUACAAUUUCCAUUCCUGGGGAACCCUGUAAUUGAUAUACAAUUGUUUCGCAUAACCGGGAAAUGCUGCACAAAUCUUCCCUCACAUACCAGGAGUACAUUUCCCAUUGGGGUUGCCCUUCUCUUAUGUUGUUGCCAUAGAAUAUACAAGGGAAUUACAAAUGCCCAGCAGAGAGGGAGGUUCUUGAGUGAUACAAAUAAAGGCUUCAAAUUAUUGAGCUGAUUUUUAUAGGCAAGCGAGACCGCAAAGGUCUAGUUGACUUCUUACAGGGAGGAAACUUGGAAAGAAAAUGAGCAGUGAACCGUCUGGUGUUAUAUCUGAAAACAUUAAUGUUGGUGCCCGGGGUGAUAUAAACAAUAGGGAUGAACGUGUAAGUAGUAUAUCUCUAGAGACCGGUGAAGUAUUUUCCGCAGAGUUCACGCCACGAAAAGUACCCACCAUGAAGGAUUCACAAAACAAUCGGGGUGGCUUUACCAUUCCUCAAAAUGAUGUGGUCUAUGAGGACCUUAACGGUCUACUAGGUAUACAAAGAAGAGGUUUCGAAAGUAUAGCAAGAAAUCAUAGAGCUUAUAUGGAUGGAAAUAGAGCUACAUGGGGACCAGCAGAAAACUCCCCACACUCAUGCCACCCUUACAACGAUGGUCAAGAAGGGCCAUACAAACCUUUUUCUAAAAAACUGAAAUUCCUAUGCAGUUUCGGAGGAAGAAUUUCUCGAGGACCGAACAAUGGUAGGCUUAGGUAUGUUGGUGGUGAGACUAGAAUAAUAUCAAUUAGGAAGAACUUAACUUAUGAUGAACUAGUGAAAAAGACUAGAGCCAUUUAUGAUCACCCUCACACCAUAAAGUACCAACUCACUGGUGAAGAUCUUGAUGCACUUAUAUCUGUGACAUCUGAUGAGGAUCUCCAUAACAUGAUAGAGGAAUUCCAGGACUCGGGAAAGAUUUCACAAUUUCUCCGUCUUUUUCUUGUGCAUUCAUCUGAGGAGGAAACUCUUUGUUCUUUUGAACCAUUGACCUUACAACCAAGCCAGUUUCGGAGCACUUUAGACUAUAGUCCGAGCUAUCAAAGAGAUUCCUUUGCUUCAUUUCAUCCAUUCAACGUAAUAGUCCCAAACAAUCCUACUGCUCACCAGUUUAAUACAUAUCAGUCUCCUCCAUUGUCUCCACUAGCAGGUCAUCAGUUAAAAGAUUUCAAACGCUGCCCUGAUUUGGCAUUUACCAAUAUUCAAUGUGAUGAAGGUAAUGAUUCAUAUAGUCCGUAUCCUGUGGACCAAUGCUAUUGCUGUAGUAAUCCGUUAAGUUGUUACCGAAAAAAGGACUGUAAUUUAGUGGAACUGCACAAGGCUUGUGAGUCAAUCCCUCAAAAUCUUGUACUUCAACAUUGUAUUGCAUCCAAACUGCUCCUGAGACCAGGUUUGCAUACUAAAUCUGGUUGCGGAAUGCAUCAUGCUAUUUCUGAUCCACAACUGCACUGUGAACAGAGAUAUAAUGUCCCUUCAAAUUUUAAUAUAGAGAAAUGCCCUUCACUCGAAAUGAUUAGCUCUUCGAAAAAAUUGUCAAUGCAAGGGAAAGAAUUGAGAGAUGACAAACAGUUCGAGCAGCAAAAUCUUAAAGAACCAGAAUUUGUGAAACAGUUAAAGCAGAAGAAUCUUUACUCAGCUCAGGAAAAAUCUUAUUUUGGGACUAAGGAAACAUGUACUCAAAAAGCUUAUGGUGGCAGUAACUCUUCUAAACCCCUUGUCUCUCCCAGUAAUAAUAAUGCAGCAACCAUUUGUAUAGAGCACUGCAAUGAUCCUAAUGCUUGUUGGGGAACAACUUCAAAGCCUGAAGUCAGUGAAAACAGAAACUUUUCUAUAGGAUUGAUGAAACACUCCACAAACAACUGCCGGGAUGCGUGUUUUGGUUUAUCAGAUAGAUCUGGCUUCAAUAUAGAGGUGAAUGGUCCCCUUGUUCCUGACAUAUCAUUACAAAAUUCAGCUGCUGCUUUUGCACAAGAUUUUACAGUCAAUCAGGGCAUGUCCAAUGGUAAACAGACACAGCAAAGGUCAGAGGGUUUAUCAAACCAAAAGCAUGACACAUUGUUCGAGUUCCAACUCUCGGAUAAUUCUAAUGGCUUUAGAGUCCCUGAUGGACCAUCGUCUGCAAAUUCCUUCCCACAUGAGCAAGAUGAACCUGACUAUAAGGUACUCUGGCUUCUUCCAUGUGAUGCUCCAUUCUAUUGAGAAGGAGAAAAUUUCAAACAAUAAUCCCGACAAUAAAUUUUCAUGUAAAAUUGGCAUUUUUUUUUAUUUUUAGGACAAAAAAGCAGAUGGUGAUGGAGAGGGUUUAUCUAUCAAUGAUGCUGCAAAUAUUGAAACAGAGGCGGGGAUAUGUGGCUUUCAGAUUAUAAGAAAUAGUGAUCUUGAAGAGCUACGGGAGUUGGGAUCUGGUACAUUUGGGACUGUACAUCAUGGAAAGUGGAGGGGAACAGAUGUUGCUAUCAAGAUGAUAAAAAAGAGCUGUUUUGCUGGCCGAUUAUCUGAGCAAGAACGGUUGACCAAUGAUUUCUGGAGGGAGGCUAAGAUUCUUUCAGACCUCCGCCACCCAAAUGUAGUAGCAUUCUAUGGGGUGGUUCCUGAUGGACCAGAAGGAACAAUGGCUACAGUUACUGAAUACAUGGCUAAUGGGUCACUGAGGCAUGUACUUCGAAGGAAGGACAGAACUCUUGACAGACGAAAAAAACUUAUGAUUGCAUUAGAUGCUGCAUUUGGUAUGGAAUACUUGCAUUUGAAAAAUAUUGUUCAUUUUGAUUUGAAGUGCGAGAACUUGCUUGUCAAUCUGGGAGAUCCACAACGACCUAUUUGCAAGGUUGGUGAUUUUGGAUUGUCAAGAAUAAAACAGAAUACUCUUGUUUCGGGUGGUGUUCGAGGAACACUUCCAUGGAUGGCACCCGAGUUAUUAAAUGGGAGUAGCAGUCGGGUUUCAGAAAAAGUUGAUGUUUUCUCAUUUGGCAUUACAAUGUGGGAGAUCUUGACAGGAGAGGAGCCUUUUGCAAGCAUGCACUGUGGCACAAUCAUAGGUGGCAUUGUAAAUAACACUCUUAGGCCUCCAAUUCCUCAACGGUGUGAUUCUGCAUGGCGAAAGUUGAUGGAAGAUUGUUGGGAAUUCGAUCCAGCGGCAAGGCCAUCAUUUACAGAGAUAACAAACCGAUUGCGUGCAAUGUCUGCUGCUUUCCAACCAAAGACGAGGGUGAGGAGAUGAGAUCAUGUACAUAAAUGCAAGUCUUAUGAACAAAGUUGAAAAGAAAUCGUUUGCACAGCUACACACUACUAAUAUGCAAAAUACAUAAAUGCAAAUAUUGUUGUAAAUGAUUUAACCUAUGUACGUUAAAGAUAUAAAUGAGACACCUUAUUGCUUUUGUCUAUACAUGGGCAUUAUGUUA
Cuscuta epithymum is the source of this 3888-nucleotide messenger RNA. The record is from the annotation of a GenBank genome assembly. NCBI's taxonomy places the organism in Eukaryota, Viridiplantae, Streptophyta, Magnoliopsida, Solanales, Convolvulaceae.